AUGACCGAACACGUACACCCACACACGGAUCCCAGCGGUGCGGAGGGUAUCGGGCCCGGUCCGCAGCUCGUUAGCACCGCGCCUGGUCUGGAGGUCUUGGUCGGCCCGCUGCUCAACUAUAGGCGCAUGAGCAACGAAGCCGGAGCAUCCACAUGGCAUGGCAGUGUCCUCGUCGUAACGAGGCCAGGACAAGAUACCCCCGAGCUGACGCUGGCUCCCGGGGGCGCCGUCGAUCCAUCGCUAGAGAAAGCCUCCUUCACGGCGGGCGCCAACAGGUUUACCGCCGACAAGCUCUACGAAGACGUUGAAAAGGCAUUCUGGCGCUUUCUGAUCCAUGUGCCGUUCCAACAAUUCGAAUCGCGCUGGCAGUACGACAUCGAGGGACUCCACUACGAAGAUGAAUCCAAGCCAAGGAAGCCGCAGGCCUUCGUUGUGCCUUCUAUUUCGCAGUCGAUGCGCAUUCUCUUCCACUCGUGCAAUGGCUUCAGUGUUGGUACCGACGUGGAAGCAUGGUCCGGACCUGCACUCUGGAACGAUGUGCUGCGCAUGCAUGCCCAGAAGCCAUUCCACGUUAUGUUGGGUGGAGGAGAUCAAAUCUACAACGAUGGGGUGCGCGUAGACGGUCCUUUGAAGCCUUGGACUGCCAUUGCGAACCCGCACAAGAGACGCGAAUUUCCCUUUGAUGAAAAGAUGCGCGCCGAUUGCGAUGAAUACUACUUCAAAAACUAUGUACGAUGGUAUGGGCAGGCACCGUUCUCCACUGCCAAUGGCCAGAUUGCGCAGGUCAACAUAUGGGAUGACCAUGACAUUAUCGAUGGCUUCGGCUCGUACACAGAUCGAUUCAUGCGCUGCGCCGUUUUCAGAGGAAUUGGUGGUAUAGCGCAUAAGUACUAUCUGCUAUUCCAGCACCACAUGGCACCGCCGAAGAGCACUUUCACCACGGAUGCGCCGCAGACGACUACUGUCGGACGAGAAGGCACUGAUAUCGACCCUGAACAGCUCAAGAAGACGUUCGUGAUGACGAACGACAUCCAAGACCCGUCCUUCAUUGUAGGCCAGAAGCCAGGUCCGUAUGUCGAGGAACGCAGCCGCAGCAUCUACGCACAGCUUGGAGCUCGCAUAGCGUUUUGUGGUAUUGAUGCGCGUACCGAACGUACUCGGCAUCAAAUCAACUACCCAGAAACUUAUAGCAUGAUCUUCGACCGACUGAACAAAGAGUUUGCGGCGAAUAAAGAAUUGAAGCAUCUGGUCCUGCUACUGGGAGUACCGAUCGCGUACCCGCGUCUUCAGUGGCUCGAAAACAUCCUCGCAUCCCCUAUCAUUGGUCCAAUCAAGUUUUUGAACAAGCGAUUCGGCUUUGCAGGUGGACUUUUCAACCAGUUUGACGGCAGUGUCGAUCUGCUGGACGAUUUGGAUGACCACUACACUGCUCACCAACACAAACAUGAGCGCCGCGACCUCAUGCACAUGCUCCAAAAGUUCUCCAAGCAACACGCUGCCCGCGUUACCAUUCUGGGUGGUGACGUCCACCUCGCAGCCGUCGGCCGCUUCUACUCCAACCCCAAGCUCGGGAUUCCCGCGGAGCAGGACUUCCGCUACAUGCCCAAUGUCGUCUCCUCGGCCAUCACCAACAAGCCUCCGCCCCAGGCCGUUGCGAACUUGCUCGCCAAGCGCAACAAGAUCCACCACCUGGAUCACGACACUGACGAGACGCUCCUGGAGAUCUUCGACCGCGACCCGCGGCCCGCCGACCAGGCCAACGGCCUGUCAAAUGGGCAAGCGAACGGGGCCACAGACAGCGACAUCGAGGUUAAGAAGAAGACGGCGGACACCAACCAUGCGACCAUGCCGUCGCGGAACUAUGCAAUCAUCUGCGAAUCCAAUCCCUCCGUCACGGCUACUUCUUCGGCCGCUGCGCCGCAGCCUGAGGCCGUGCCUACGCCUGCCUCUAAUGGCAACGCGCCGCAGCAGACGUCUGCGCCGGUUGAUCGCAAGGCUAACACCCGGAAGCCAAUGCACGUCGGCGAGCAGGGAGCUGGUACGGAGCAUCCUGCUGCGAACGGCCUUGCAGCCACGGGGCUGUGCGGGAGAUACGGACUGGACGUCUCGCUGAGAGUGGAGAUUAGUCCAAGCGAUCCCGAGGGACGUACCGAUGGCUAUGGGUUCAGUAUUCCCGCAUUAGAGGUGGCCGUGUAG
Molecule: messenger RNA, 2196 nt
Organism: Didymosphaeria variabile
Lineage: Eukaryota; Fungi; Ascomycota; Dothideomycetes; Pleosporales; Didymosphaeriaceae
Exons: 1
Coding region: 1-2196 (731 amino acids)
Cellular component (GO): membrane
Source: RefSeq, a predicted model, not a curated record